CAGAUGUGGAAAGGAUGACGUACCGAUAUGUAAGAAGUCCUCGCUUUUUAUAACCCUGUUUUACCAAUCCGUUGGUUAAUUCCAGUUCUAAUCAAUUAUAUGGAAAUAUGACUGAGACUGUUUGGUUAGGGUUACAUGAAAGUUUUUGAACUAAACAUGCAAGGCCAGCAGUAUACCUUGUGAGGCAUGACUGAAGAUCUUUGCUCAGUCGCCCAGUGGCCCAUACAGAGAUAUGCCAGAUUUGUCUCCCCUGACACACAUCUCUCUCAAUCCCGAGCAUCGGGUGACUGGGAGUUUUAUGACAGUUCCAGAGACAGACUGAUGCUGAGUGUGACAAACUCCAACCAUCUGGUGCUUACUCAAGGAAAGACCAUGCUCGAGAAUCACUCUCUCAGCCAAUCAAAACCCUGGAUAAGAGGUGUUGCUAAGAGCGACAGUCUUCUGAUAUUAUACAAAGUUCAGGGACAAACACGGAGAUUCAGAGUGAAGUUUGAAGAGGGAGAUGGGGCAUGUGUUAGUUGCCAGGCAAAAUUGUCCAAGUUUUUUCCCAUCAAAGUCACACCUUUGACUGAUAGUAAUGCUGAUAAGAUACCUGUGAAAAACAGUCAGUUAGAUGACGAAUAUAAGAAGAAUCUGAGUGAUCCACCUAUAGUGUUGACAGGGGAGGUAACUCUUGGUAAGCUGGCUGAGGUGGUAACAGGGCUAACGAAGUUUCAGUUACCUGACGCCUACAAACAUUCUCACCUGAACCCUGACUACCUGGACACCUUUGUUAGGCUGUGCUUGGCCGAUCCUAGCUUCCCAGGCUUUGUGGGUCAAGUGGAGAAAUCGCUAACAAAAGUCAUCAAAGAAGCUGCUGAGAUUUAGCAGUACAAGAAUGUGGAUCAUCAUCUAUGUCAAUCUGGACUUUCCCAGGUUGUCAGCUAGAGUUAAAUCCCUUCGUUGAGUGAUGUGACAUCACACCAAACUUCUCACUUCUUGUAUCUUAUCGCAGGAAGCAGAGAUCAUUUGCAUUACAUGGAGAUCUCAUGAAAUUCUUAUCUUUAACAUGGUUUUUAUUCUGUUAGUAUAAUAUCAUUUCUAAAAAGAGACCGGUCAUAUAUAUAAUUUUUUUUUUUUAAUGUCAAAGAAUUAUUUUCACUCAACUGCUGUAUGCUCUCUCAUCACGAAUUUUUAUCUUAUUUUAUUAUUAUAUUAUUACUAAAAAGAGGCUGUUUUUAUGUAUAGUUUUGUUGUUAAAUACUGCAAAGAAUUAUUUAUGCACAACUUCUGUGUGUUUAGAGUUUAUAUAUUUACCAUAUUAAAAUAAAUUGAAGCGUUGUCGUGAUGGUUUCAAAGAAAAUUUUACGAAAAAUAAUUCUUCCUAUGUGUAUUAAUUUGCAUUUCAAUACCAUUCUACAUGUCAUGACACAAAACCUC
Liolophura sinensis is the source of this 1419-nucleotide messenger RNA. Its product is annotated as meiotic recombination protein REC114-like. The record is from RefSeq and is a predicted model, not a curated record. The transcript is spliced from 7 exons. The coding region runs from base 187 to 867 and encodes 226 amino acids. Lineage: Eukaryota; Metazoa; Mollusca; Polyplacophora; Chitonida; Chitonidae.